AUGAGAAAUUCAACAUGUCUUCUUCAGCCAUCAUUAGCUACUACUGUAGCCCUGCCAGUCAUCUACUCUUUCUUAUUUCCUGCUGGAAGUUUCGGAAAUAUUCUCACUGCCUGGAUAUUUUCAAGGCAAGUGCCCACCAAAAGAACGCAGUACAUUUACUCAGCAAAUCUUGUUGCUGCAAAUCUACUUGUGUGCAGCACAAUGCCUUUUCUGGCUGCCUAUUUUGCAAGAGGGUACCAAUGGACUUACGACUCUGGAGCAUGCAGAAUAGCAAAUCACCUUGGGACUCUCAUUAUACAUGUCAGCAUGUAUGCUACAAUUAUAAUUUUAUGUUCAACUGCUCUAAGUCAGUAUGCAACACUGAGGAAAAACAGCGACACACAAUACUCUCAAGCAGCUAAUGAAACCUUUUACAGAUGCGUACUUGAAAAGUUUUGUCAGUCAAAAUUUGCUAAAUAUUUCUGCAUCAUCAUAUGGCUUACUGUGUUCUGCAUAACGGUAUUAGCUAUAGCAUAUAAUGUCCAGGUAGAGUCUACAGAAGAAUUUCAGAGAUGCUACAGUGUCAGAGUAGAAAUUGGUGACUUUAGCACAAUGAUUGCAGCUUGUUUUGCCACUGCAUGUUUUUUUGUAUCCUUUAUAACAGUUUUGUUGGCAUACUAUUCUCUUACCAGGCAUCUGAGUAAAAUACAAAAAAAUACCUGCAUUGAAAAAAGACAUCUAAUUUACAGCACAGUGAAAAGAAACAUUCUUGUCAUCCAGAUGAUAUUAACGAUCUGCUUUCUUCCAUAUCAUAUUUUUAGGCCAAUUUUUUAUGUACUGCGUACAAGUAACGACUGCCCACAGUUAAACUACCUAGUGGAGAUUAAAAAUUUCCUUACUUGUCUUGCUGCUGCUAAGAGUAGUUUAGAUCCUGUUAUAAAUGUUUUAUCUCACAGACGGGUUAAGAAAAGUCUGUAUGGCCUGUUUACAAAAUCUACACCAGAACAUGACAAACGUAAAGCUGAUAUUUUCACUCAAGAGACUCUUGAAAUGUGA
Apaloderma vittatum (bar-tailed trogon) is the source of this 1035-nucleotide messenger RNA. RefSeq names its product G protein-coupled receptor 82 (gene GPR82). Gene Ontology annotation, cellular component: membrane. The coding region runs from base 1 to 1035 and encodes 344 amino acids. Gene Ontology annotation, biological process: G protein-coupled receptor signaling pathway. Gene Ontology annotation, molecular function: G protein-coupled receptor activity. The transcript has a single exon. Lineage: Eukaryota; Metazoa; Chordata; Aves; Trogoniformes; Trogonidae. The record is from RefSeq and is a predicted model, not a curated record.